GCUUUCGAUGCCAGCCACCCCUCGAGGCAGCCCUGUCAUUCGCGCAAGAAGGCAAUGCCCCUGCCGUGUCAACAUUGUUCACCUAUGCUGGUGCGGCCACUCUGCCGCACUGGCUCACCGUCAUGAGCAACUUCCCAGAGACCUUGCCUCCGUCUCAUUAUUCCACUUUGCCUUCCCAAGGCCAAGAUCACAGAACAAGGCACUCGUGAAGUGAUCUCAUGGGACACACAAGACCUCAGGGAGAAAGACUGGUGCGAAGAAAUGAUUCAAGAGGCACCAAUGGUGGCUGUGUGGAAUGCGUAUGACAAAGAUUUCUAUGAUGACAACCCUUUGCUGCAAAAGUGGUGGACUGAGGAGCCAACUUGCGAAAUGCUGACGCAGUGGUAUUCGGAGCGAGCUCAUGAAAUCGAAGAAAUGAGUUCUCUGGUGGAGAAUGCCUUGGAGCUAGUCAAGAUCGGAUGCUUGAACAAUGUCGAGGGUCUAGGCAAACUCUAUGGUGAUCUUCUUACACUGGAAACCCUCGUGUAUGAGUGUCGCAUCAGCCAACCAUUGACGCUUACACAGCUGGAGCAAAUGUCGGACGGCGAGAAGAUCAGGCUUCUGAUGAGCAUGAGUUCAGACAAGAAGUACGUUCUCUGCUUGCGGGAUUGGCUGCUACCGUUUGUGAAUCGGUGCGAGCGGGCUUCUCCCGGAAGCCGUCGCCGUCUGCUGGGAGAAUUCCUCUCGGAGACGGCAAAAGAAGACCUGGCUCCUUGUGUACAGGUCUUUGAGAACUCCAACCUUGAGGAUCUGGAGCGAAUAUUGCAAGAUGCUCAUGAACUUGCAGAACUGGCUUUGUCUUGCAUUCGCAGCUGCCAAAGAGACGACCAACUGGACUACAUUGAAAGAAUCAUAAAGUGUGUUCCUCAGCGAGGGGCAAGUGGUGAAAAUGAGAGCGAGGAGCUGAAGCACUUACAUGACCAACUGGAUGCCCUUGAAAGCUACAUUGAGGUUGCAGAGUGUUUUCAACGUUACGGUGCCAAAAUCUGUGUCAAGACGAUCGUUGACAGCAUCAGCGACGUGAAGCAGCUCGAGCUUUUGUUGAAGAAGGUCACAUCUGCAGCACUGAAGAGGUCUCCUCCACUUACAGAAAAUGAAUGGAGCUCUUUCUUGGACGACAUAUUGCUGUUUCAGAAGAAUGUCUUCAGCAGCAUCACGGUACCUGACUGUGUCAAGAUGGUGGCACACGCCCUGCUCGGAUCAGGGAAUCGUGAGUUUAUUGGGUCAGCGUCUAAACUGCUGACGUGCAACCAAGAAGGCACGUCCUCCAAACCGAAGCACCCAAACAGCUUGCCGUACAAGACGUCAGUGGACUUGGUCCUUUCCGCUGCCAGGGAGUACGUCGAUUCUGCAGCAUCGCACACGGACUCCUGCAUUCCGCUUGCAAGGGCAUGCUUACAGAUAUUGGACAGCAGGCUUCCUGAAGUCAAGGCAGAGUUGGACUUUCUGUCAGCGCUGCCUUUGUUGAGCCAGUUCAAAGUUCCUGCACUUCCUGUUCAAGCUCGACACUGUGAUAAGAUGGAGCUGAUCAGAGAGGCUCUUCACCAGACACCAAAUGCCUACAAGCAGCCCAGCAAGGUGCUCAAGCUGGCAGAACUGUUGCACUUGUAUGGUGAGGACAGCGCAAGACGCGAAGGAGCUGUCCUCUCUCUUCUUGCGAAUGUCGCCCUUGAGGAUGCAGACUACAAACACUGCUAUGAGGUUUGUCAGAAGCUGAUGGCCGGGUACCACUCGGAAGGCUGGAAGAUCUGCCAGAGCCUUGGAGAAUGCACCGAAUUUAAUGAUCUUGCUGCUCGGCAGAAAUUGCUUGCAUUCUCUCUUUGCUACUGUCCGGACACUGCGGUGGACAACCUGCUGAAGGCUACUCAAAUGCUGGAAUUGCAAGAGAUCUACCAACAGCUUGACCUUCCACAGGACGAGGUGUCCAGCAGCGCUAGCAGAGAAUCUGCACAGCUACCCGACAACAAGGUGGUGUCCUCAUGGGGCUCUGGAGACUCCGUGAAAUCAGACGGGAGCCAAGAAAACACCUGGGGCUUCGUAGGCUUCACGGCGGGAAAAACUCGCUCCAUGCUGACAACCCUGGGCAGCGCUGACUUCUGGAAAAGCACUGUCAGGAAUCUCACAAACGUCAAGCGCCAGAAGCCAGUUCAGAGGACUGCAUCCAUGGUCCGCUCCAACACGGAACUCAAGCAGUUUGCUGUCCCGCACUUUUACCAGUCUGUUUUCAGAGACGCUUAUGCGAGCAAGUGCAGUCCAUCCUGUGAGAAAUGGGACAGCCCCAACUUGAGUCCUGUGCUAGUUGAUCUCUUCAACGUUCUCAGGGCGUCCAUGAUAGCAGAGGCCAUUGAUGACAAGUCACCUUCAGCGCAGUGCUCAUACGAGAGCCGCAGCUCCAUCCUGCUCGGUUUGGCAAAGGGCAUUUUGCCGGACGACACCCUUCUGGCGAUGUGCUGCCUGUUCGGUGUCCAACAUCUGGACCAGGUGGAAGAGUUCUUCCUCAACUUGCCAAGCACACCGCUAGUGUUGAGCGUCGCUUCCUACUUCUUCUCUCUCUUGGUCCUCGUCACCCUCGAUCCGGCUGGCACAGAUCGGCUGAUUUCGCUCGACGCCCAGCAGGUGGUGCAAGAGGUAUCGAGCAAGAACCAAGAUGCACUUACCGACGAUGCGCUUGUUUGUGCAAAGCUCGCCUCAAAGUUCUGCAAGAUGCAGGCUGACUUGGCUCAGGCCGAGCUGCUGAAAAAGCAGGGUGGAAGCAUUGAUGUGGAGCGUUUCACCGAGGACAAUCGCUACAAGGCAGAAACGAUUCUCGGGAUGGCUCUCACACUGGACCAGGAAGCUUUACAUGCGGCCGUCUCCCUGGCAAGGAGCUAUGACAUUCCCGUCUGGGAUGUUUAUAUGUGCCAUUUGGAAUUCCUCUUCUCUGAAGGAUGUGAUAUGGCUGAUAUCGAACAGCGCCUUCUCACUGGCGGCAUGCUGGAGGUCCUAGUUUCCAACCCCGAGUCUCUCAGGGAAAAGCUGCUCAGCAGAAUCUACCCAUCCCUCGAUGGAUCCGACCACGGAGUCAUGAGGUUUUUCUACAAGCUGCUUGAGAAGUGUGGCCAAAUGUAUACCGACGACUUGGGUCUGAAGCCGUCCGACCACCUCAAGCUCCUGGAGAGGCUUCGGUCAGCAUGCCCUAAAAUCGACUACAAAACCUUACUCGAACCAGGACAUUCACCUCUUGCCGUGUUGAGUCCAUUUGUGAACAAAGACACAGUUGAGGCCAUUUCAGAAUUGGCUCCCAGCAUUCCCUGCCAUGAUGGCAGCCAUCUGACGUCUUCGUCCAUUUAUUGUGCAUGGGCUACCAAGCUCUUCCUGUCGAAGGGAGGAGAAACAGUGCUAACAACGACUGAGUGGACUAAGCACUUUGACAAAUGCCGUGGCUACCUUGAGAACCUCUCUCCAUCAGAUCUUGUGACGUUUGCAGAAUCAGUCGCAUUUGACAAGGUGUCACUCGAAUGUGUCAGCCGGCGAAUACGUCUGGAUGUGGUGAGGCAGUGCCUGAAACUUGCGAAGCAAUAUCAUGUUGACAAAUUACCCAAAAUUGGAUCCGAGGAGGAGUGGAAAGAUGCAGCGAAAACCCUCCAGAGCUACCUGUCGCACUUGCAGAGGAUAGCGGAUGGAGUAUUGGACGAAGCUGUUGACCCUAGCAAUCCCAUGGUUCAGAGCUAUGCAACCGAGUUUGAGCUUUCACGGGGCAUUCCGCAAAAAUUGGAAGCCAUGCUGCUUCGUUGUGCCAUGUCAGAAACCACGCCGGGCCUGCUUCAAUCCCUGCUCUCCUGCUGCCCACCAAACACAGUGGAUAAGCAACCCACAGACAUCUACUCAGAUGCCAUCUUGCUUGCUUCAGAACAGCUCAGAAAUCCAGAAAAGAAGUUGCACGAUGUGUUCGACUCGAUGACACCUGAGGAAGUUCUGGAACGUAUUCUCCGCCAAGUGCUUGAAGAUAGGCAAGUAUUAUCUUGGCCAUGA
Rhipicephalus sanguineus (brown dog tick) is the source of this 4050-nucleotide messenger RNA. Its product is annotated as NBAS subunit of NRZ tethering complex. The coding region runs from base 262 to 4050 and encodes 1262 amino acids. Gene Ontology annotation, cellular component: Dsl1/NZR complex; endoplasmic reticulum membrane. Gene Ontology annotation, molecular function: SNARE binding. The record is from RefSeq and is a predicted model, not a curated record. Lineage: Eukaryota; Metazoa; Arthropoda; Arachnida; Ixodida; Ixodidae. Gene Ontology annotation, biological process: retrograde vesicle-mediated transport, Golgi to endoplasmic reticulum. The transcript is spliced from 32 exons.